Messenger RNA from Gastrolobium bilobum, 459 nucleotides. Its product is annotated as glyceraldehyde-3-phosphate dehydrogenase, cytosolic-like. The coding region runs from base 1 to 459 and encodes 152 amino acids. Lineage: Eukaryota; Viridiplantae; Streptophyta; Magnoliopsida; Fabales; Fabaceae. Gene Ontology annotation, molecular function: oxidoreductase activity, acting on the aldehyde or oxo group of donors, NAD or NADP as acceptor. The transcript has 6 exons. The record is from RefSeq and is a predicted model, not a curated record.
AUGGCUCCGGCGGGGUAUGGGUCAGAUCGGGUAAGGGUGUACCCGGGUAAAUCUCACAUCUUCAACAUAAUUCCCAGCAACACUGGAGCUGUUAAGGCUCUAGGAAAAGUUCUUCCAUCGCUAAAUGGUAAAUUCACUGGAAUGUCUUUUCGAGGUCCUACUGUGGAUGUUUCAGUUGUUGACCUCACUGUCAGGCUGGAGAAGGCUGCAACCUAUGACCAGAUCAAAGUUGCUAUCAAGGAGGAAUUAGAGGGCAAAUUGAAGGGGAUUUUGGGUUACACUGAAGAUGAUGUGGUGUCUACUGCCUUUGUUGGCGAUAGCAGGUCUAGCAUAUUUGAUGCUAAGGCCGGAAUUUCAUUGAACAGCAACUUCGUGAAACUUGUUUCGUGGUAUGACAACGAAUGGGGUUACAGCACCUGUGUUGUUGAUUUGAUUGUCCAUAAUGAAUCUGUGGCAUGA